GUGUUCUAGAAGAUUCCAAUUUCCAAGAAUCCAUGUUCAAUUGCUGUAGUGUACUAGUUGUUCAUUUUUAUUUGUUAAUUUGUUACUAAGUCAAUAAAUGUAAAUAUUCUCUUACAAUUAUAAGGCUGUGAUUAUAGUUUUUCCUUUUCUAAUUUAUACAUUAAAUUAGUCGUGGCCAAAGAAAAAACUCAUUGUAUUUGAUUAAACUACGGACUUAAUUUAUUUAUGAUGGCUUCUUGCACAAACGAAGAAAAUAAAAUUGUCAUAAAAAAAGAUUGGUACCAAUCAGAGUCUCAAGUGAUCGUUAGCAUUUUGGGUAAACAUACAUCAAAAGAAGAAUGUUGCGUACAAUUUGAUAAAGAUGAAGUAAAUAUUCAAGCCAAAUUUGCCACUGGUCAACCCUACACUGUUAAUUUAAAACUUAGCAGAAGUAUUGCACCUGAAUUUAGUAGUUUUAGAGUUCUCUCAUCAAAAUUGGAGAUACGCCUUGCAAAGAUAGAAAGUGGAAUGUGGGAUGUACUAGAGAGAACUGUGGUCAAAACAACUAAGCCCUCCUCUGUCAAUCUCCGCAAUUGGGACAAGGUUGUCAAUGAUAUGACAAAAGAUGAGGACGACAGUGAUGUAAACACUUUGUUCAAGAAAAUUUAUUCAGACGGUUCUGACGAAGUGCGCAAAGCUAUGAACAAAUCUUUUUUGGAAUCAGGGGGCACUGUUUUAAGUACCAACUGGAAGGAUGUUGGCAAAGACAAAGUAGAUAUUAAACCUCCGGAAGGGAUGGAGUGGAAGAAAUGGGACGAAUAAAUAAAUAAAUCUGUACAUACUAUUACAUUAAUUAAAUGUUCGACUUUCUCUAAAAAUUAUUCAAUAAAAAAAAUGAUUUUUUUAACUAUACAUACCUCUCGCCGAGUAUUGUUGUAUUAUACACACAUAAAAUCGCGUUUUCAUGUGAACAAAUCAUGUUUUAAUUUAUUAAUUUUUUAUAUUGAUCUUUAUUUUGAUAAAUAGUCUUUAUAGUCUUUUUUUUUUCUUAAACAAAUUAUUUAGAAUUAAACAUAGAUGAAAAUUAAAGAUAUUUGUUACUUAUUGUAUAUUUGAUCUUAUACAAUUAGAUACCUUAUUGAGAUAUUCAGUUCAUAGCUGGCAAAGUUAAUACCAAAUUUAUGUUAAAAUGUUCAUGAUUCAUCUUACGGUUAAAAUAUGUAUUUGUAUGGAAAUAUUAAGUAUAGAAAUUAAGUUAUCAUAAGGUCUUGAAAGCUAAAGAUUUGAAAAUGUUAUAUGUGUAUGCUUAUAAGUUUUAAUGCUUUCAAUAAAUUUACAAGCAAACAAAACUAAGAUAAACGAUACUUUUCAUACAUUAUUGCUUUAAUUGUACAGGCCAAAUAUUUGUAUUAAAUAAUAAA
This is a messenger RNA of Rhopalosiphum maidis (corn leaf aphid), 1400 nucleotides long. RefSeq names its product protein SGT1 homolog (gene Sgt1). Gene Ontology annotation, molecular function: protein-folding chaperone binding. Lineage: Eukaryota; Metazoa; Arthropoda; Insecta; Hemiptera; Aphididae. Bases 226 to 801 code for a protein of 191 amino acids. The record is from RefSeq and is a predicted model, not a curated record. The transcript is spliced from 2 exons. Gene Ontology annotation, biological process: protein stabilization.